UCUCGUUGCUAACGCGACAUCCCGUUGAAUCAUCGGUCAACUGGUAUCAGCUUCUCUCGCUUCUCGCCAGCCACUCCUACCCCAUAGACCCCGUUCCACAUUCCUCGAUGAUAAAUGUAUCCGAUAUUGAACUUUGGAUCAUGGGGUGUGAGUUACGAACUGUAGUAGUUGACAAUGAUUUGAGAUAUUCAUUUGACACAAAGAGAAGAUGAAUAUAUAAAUGACGGCGCGCAAUUGCAUUUCCUUCUUCUUUCGUCAAUUGUCAAUUUCACCUACAACUCAAUCUAUUGCAACAGCCUUGAGCAGAGCUCAUUUCUGGCAACAAUAAAAUAGAACGUUAGGCAUUCAGAUGCCAUAUCGUCAGAUUCUGCACGCCGACGAGGUCUAAUUUCCUUCAUUCGCGUCAUCUUAAAGCAUAUUCGUUGGGAUAUUCCGCUCUUUUCUCAGGUCCCAAAUUCAACUUCCUCGCUUUAAAUGCCAUCUUCCAUUCUUAUAUACUUCCUUCUUUACCCUUCUAUUCCUCACAUCAUCUUUUUAAAAUGUGCAUCCGCCAUAUCCAGCCUUUCCCUUCUCUCUAUUGCCAAUCCCAAUUCGUCCCCUUGCAACUCACACACCCACCUAGACAUGUUAUCCUGAAGGAAAUCGAUUUUUGUCCAGGAUACGAUGUAUCAAACUAUUUGACGUGCCCCAGAGGAUUAGAAGAACUUGUGUGGGAGAUAUUGCCGUUGAACCAGGCUUGUUGCGAGUGUGAAAGCGAAUUGGGAGAAGGAAUGGGAAGAUUGAGUUUGUGAUAACGGGAUUGGGGGAGUAGUGGUAUGGAAAAAGAGGAAGAGCGAGUCUGGCUCUAUUAAGAAUGUGCAUCGCCGAACCAACCGAGCCAUCUCCUUACCCCUUUUCCCCGCUCUCUCUUCGUGUACUCGAGUAACAGUACGCUGUGUUUGGGUCAACUUUGUUCUACAUUUCUAAAUUGCUCACGAUGGAACCAUGCAGGAGGGUUGACUAAGAUUGUUUGUAAUGCGGCAUGUUUUAACAGAAGUUACGAGUUUUAUUAUUCUUCAAUUUCUCUACUAAUGAAUCAACUCUGCUGGAACGGAAUUGCUUAUCUCAGUCUUUACAUGAUGUUAUGGCUUGGAUAAUGGAUUUGGAGUUUGAACAGGGAAACGAGUUGGUGAUACCGGUGCAAUACGAACGAAUCGCUAGGAAUAAUGGCAAACUGGCAUGGAGUGGACGUAGCUAAUUGGUCUUGAACUUUAUUACUUUACUUCUCGAAAUUUUCUUUACUCAAGUAUCUCCAAACAAUGUGCUUAAUACUUAUAC
This is a messenger RNA of Botrytis byssoidea, 1317 nucleotides long. RefSeq lists its product as uncharacterized. Bases 540 to 791 code for a protein of 83 amino acids. The transcript is spliced from 3 exons. The record is from RefSeq and is a predicted model, not a curated record. Lineage: Eukaryota; Fungi; Ascomycota; Leotiomycetes; Helotiales; Sclerotiniaceae.